AUGUUUGUAACGGGGUUGGUUGCCAUAACCAAGCAAAACGUGACGGUCUCGCAUUCUUCCCGCUACCAUCAUGUCAGUGACUUAGUGUUGAAAAAACUCGCGAACUCCGGUGAAAUGAUCGACUACAAAAGCACCUCAGGAAGUGAUUCCCUCGUCGAGAGAGUGCCCUCCGCCAAUCUCGAUGGCCCGAUUUCGCUCACAUGGUUGUGGGAAAUUAUCGUACGCACAAAACGUCUACCAGAUGAUCUAGACCCGAAAGUCUUAUUCUUUGUCCUCCGAGAUCGCCUAAGAAACCUCGAGCGCGAAGUCCGCCAGCACGCUCUGAGAGUUCUUGCGGAUCUCAUUCCCGUGAUAGACCGAACGCACUUAGAUAAACACAUGGAGUUUCUUCUUCCGGAUUUAAUAGUGAAUUUGUCGCACGUUGCUCCGUCCGUUCGCAAAGGCACGGUGGACGUGCUGCGAAUUUAUCUGAAGAAUAGUCCUCAUCCUAACGAAGUAUUAAAGAAACUGAUGACUGUAGUUCCACAAGAUAGUCACCUCAUGCAAGGGUUACUAAUGGCGGUUCCUUAUUUUUCGAAUUAUCAAAUAGGCGAAGAUACUUUGGUUUUUCUUAUGCGACAGUUGUUUUUGGGUGUGAAUCAGGAAUUUUUACGUGAGACUUCCAUUUGUUCGUUAGUGAAAACUAGGAGUAAGCUUGGGAUAGAACGUUUUAAUAAUUUGAUUGGGUCUGAAAAGGUACAAGAGUUCCAGGAGCUUUGUAAAGAGCACCGUAUACAUUUACCCACUGAAACGAAAGACGAUAAUGUGAUUUUAGAAACUGAGAUUACCUUAGAGACUGGACCGGCAAUAACUAUGAAGAUUCACGAAGAAAGUGAAAAUACGUCGUACGCGGAAAACAGUUUUUCUUCUGAAAGACAAGACCACGACGACUCCGAAACCGAAUUAGUAACUCGAAGCCCUCGCAAAGUCCACUUUGGAGGCGAAGUCGUGAAAAUGCGAACUCCAGAAAGUGACAGCAACCAGAACUCCAGCGACGACAACGACGUCCAAACUUCCGUAAUAAUAGACCGCCCGACUAGCAUCAAAAUCACCGUCAGUGAUAACAUAGCCGCUAUCAAAACGCGCCACAAGAGCAUGAUUCCGGUCCGAAUAACCACCGGAGGCUCCAACCCUCCAACUCCCCGGAAAAAACUUCGACCGAAGAGACUGCACAAAUCAGCUCCCGAUCUUGGAAAGCUGCAAUCCUCCAAGAUACCGCUGCGCCAUGACAGCAAAAGCCCGCCAAAAUUACCCCAGCCUGCACCAAACCAAGAACAACAAGUAAAUUCAUUGCUUCAGAGUGAAAAUGAAAACCCGGGUGGUAGGGUUAGAAAACUCAGUCGGGGUGAAGAUGAAUUUAGCCCGGUUCCUGUCCACAACGAAAUUGAAGUUUUCCAUAAUCUAACCCGAAGCCCGGAGAGGAAAGUAGAAGAUGAUAAGGAAGAUACCAAUAUGGAGGCAGAGGAAGAACCUGAACAAAACACUUACCCGAGUUUUCAGGUGUACAUGGGUGAAGAAAAAGAAGAGAAAACGAGUAAUUUGUCCCCUUUAGAGAUCGUAGUGCGUGAUCUUAGCCAUAAGGAGGACACUUGGAGUAGAACUCGAGCCCUGGACGACCUCAUUACUAUUUUACGGAAAAACUCGAUAAAUUUCGAUAGUGUUUCUCUUCCACAAUUGCUACAGGUGUUGUUUUUGUUUGAGAAACAAGCUCGUCUUCAGUAUCGCGCUCAGGAAGCUCUGGCUUUGAUUAUAUCAACAAUCAGUCCUCAUUUUAUUAAUGAAUUGUACAGUCAACUCUGUAGUGACGUUGUUAAAGUUUUGCCACCACCAGGAGUUCGCCUAUCUCUCCUUCUAAUGAAGCGAAGUUCUCCGAAGAAGUUCUUCGAAUCUGUAACUGUGACACCUAAUGAACGGGAAGCAGUACUACAGGCGUUAAUCGCAGCUGCUAGAACUUUCCCAAGCUCGGAAAUCGAUCUUAAUCGCGGGAUUCAGAUAGCUUUUGAUGCCAUGAAAGACAAUAAGAGAGGUGUCCGACAAGCCGCUUUAGAAGCUCUAGCCAGUUUGGCUCAAGUAGCAGGUAACACCAUGAUCUUACAAGCUGUCAAUGAAAUGUCGAAGAACGACGACGAGUCCAACCAGUUAGUCACAGUCAUACGAACAAGAUUGUCAAGACGGCAGCUACCAACCGUAGAUCUAGACGGCAGCGUGCGCUAUUCAAGCCCUCGAGAGCAAGAAGAGUUCGACUGGCUUUGUGGUGGCGUUCCAAGUCUCCACAAAACCACUUCUCUAAAUUCGAUCAAAGUUCCUUCUAACAACUACUGGAGGCAUAAUUUACGGCACGAAAUUGAUCUACCAGUUAUCAGAAGUCCUUCGGUUUAUGACGACUCGAACAAUGGAAGCAGGGAGCAAAUCUGGGCGGUGGAUGCUUCGAGUUUUCCGAAGAUAGAGAAUGGAGCGAUCGAGAAAGCCACACUUUGCCCGGUUUACGUUCUUCAUCGCGACGCUUCCCAAGUUAACGGAAAGACCUACAGGAAUUACGACAGAGGCAGGUCCAACUCUCCGCCAAGAAGGCGCACCGAAAACCAAGAAACUUUUACUGAUAUUAAUGGAAAUAAGGCCAAAAGAUUUUUUAGACAAGCGGAACAGUUUAGGAAAAGUUUUUCUUCCGAGCACAUUUAUAACGGCAAUGUUAAAAAUUAUGAACCUACUUCGUUUUCGUUGUCUAGUCGUUCUUCUACAACUUCCACAGGUUCUUCAGCCAGAAGUGGGAUUUGGCUGAGGGAGUUUCGAUCAGGCAUUCCAAUUCCCAUUACUUCGGACACCAAGUUGAAAUUUAGGUCACAUAGGCAGUCGUCGGAGGCGUUUUCGGGGCCUCUUAUUGCCCAGGAGCCGAUAAGGACGAAACUUGAAAGUCCGCAGAAUACACCCAUAAUUCGGAGGACGUCGGCUCAACAGUUUACUCAACCGUUGCCGCCUCCGUCUUCGGGGUCUGAAUCUUCGGGGUACUUUACGCCUCCGGCGGAACAUCAUUUGAAGGAUCAGGCGAUUGAGAGGUUCAUUCCGGAUGAGUCGUUUGAAGACAACAAUUUUGGGCUGGCGCCAGAGCCUAACUUUCAAGUGGUGGAGUCGGAGGCUUCGGAAACUCACGAACUUGAAGUUGAGCAACGACAAUCAUCGGCAAGCUCAGCUGAAAGCACGAGCAGAAUCGAAGACGUCCCUUUCGAAGAACCAGAACAACCGAAGGAACCUGAAGAACCCAAGCGCUACAGCCCCUUGGACGAAGUGGACUUCAGCGAAAACCCCCGUUUCACGGAGCCCCGAAGCAAGUCAAGAUCCGAAGGAACUCUGAAAAGCUCUCUCCCCGAAAUCACCGAACGCAAGAACAUCAACUCUGCACCUCCCCUCAAUGACAUCGUCAACUCCGUGCCUUACAGCUUUGAACAAUCCCCCGAAAUUACCCCCAUUAAGACGUCACUGCCAGGAUCAGUGGCCUCUAGCGACACAACGCCGACGAAAAAACACUCGGGUCAAUCGCCAAAGCGAUUAAUGAGGAGAAGCAUUAGCGUGAGGACGCCAUCUGUAAGAAGAGCUAGCAAAUCGCCAAUAAGUGUGAAAUUGGAAGUGAGACCGGUGAGUCGUCCUAAAGAAAUUCUAAAUCAAGGAUUGGCACAGAUGGAGAGCGGUGAUUGGGAAGCUAUAAUGAAGGGUCUGAAUACUUUGAUUCGUCUAGCACGGAACCACCCAGAGGUGAUGGAGCUACAAAUGCACACGAUUUGUGUAGCUCUGGCAAAAAAUAUUCGGAAUUUACGCUCACAGGUGGCUAGGACGGCUUGUCACGCUUCUAGCGAGCUUUUUUCGACGUGCAAAAGGGGUCUCGAAAUGGAAUUGGAAGAGCUUGCAGCUCCACUUUUGCAACGAACCGCUGAUACUAAUAAGUUCCUUCGGAGUGACGCGAAUGCAGCACUAGAUGCUAUGAGUCUCAACAUGUCGGUGCCUCGAGUGGUGGCUGUGGUGACCAACAAAGGAUCGACUCAUCAGAACGGCGUAGUGCGAGCAGUAGCGACUCGUUUACUUAGUGAUAUAGCUAUGAGAAUAGGGCCUGAGAAAGUUUUUCAACUACCUAAAGAAACCAGAGAUAAAUUUUUGAUUGUCGGUGCCAAUGGGUUAAUGGAGGGGAGUCUGGAAACGAGACAGCAUGCCAAAGCUCUGAUGAGCACGUUGGCUGGGCAUCCUCAGUUUCAGAGGGCUUUGAUGGAGGCGGUGCCUCAACACACUAUGAGGCAUAUAGCUAAGGCUAUUAACUCCUUGAAGUAAUUAAGGGGGUAUUUUCAAAUGUGCAGGCACAAAUGAAUAAAGACUUCACUUAUAUUUUGUUAUGGAGAUAUUUGUUGCACUUACUUGCAUCUUCCAUUUUGUUUUUGUUAUGAAGGAUUUGUUUAUAUAUUAUAUCUAUUUCAAAAUCGAAAUUGUAACUGAUAUUUAUUUUAGAUUU
Molecule: messenger RNA, 4531 nt
Organism: Zophobas morio
Lineage: Eukaryota; Metazoa; Arthropoda; Insecta; Coleoptera; Tenebrionidae
Exons: 13
Coding region: 1-4353 (1450 amino acids)
Biological process (GO): microtubule cytoskeleton organization
Cellular component (GO): cilium; cytoplasmic microtubule
Molecular function (GO): microtubule binding
Source: RefSeq, a predicted model, not a curated record